CUCCAUACUUUGAAGUGCUAGCUUGCCAGACUGUCAUAUGAACUGAAUUUCCGUGCUGAAGUCGCCUCGAGUCGCUGCCUUGCCACAACUCACCCUGCUGCCUUGAACUGCACCGUGUCAAUUGGCCCUCACAGUCACAUCGCCAGCUCAGGGGUGGAAUACAAGCAGGUAGGGCUCGGGGAGCCCGUCGAUUCCUGCAUUUCAGCGUCAUUAGCUAUGAUUGCACUGCGGCCUUCCACAACCGCCCCGCGAAUGACUAGCGCUCGUGCGGAUUGCGGAGCCACACUCAGUACCCGCUUCAUGGGAACUCAUGGCGCUACCUUCCAGCGCCCCACGUCGGCCCGCAGGCGCCCGGCAGUCGUCGCUGCCUCACAGCUGACGCCGGCCGCGCCAACUGUUGUCAGCGGCAAGGUCGCAGACCUCGCCGCAAAGCGCGCCAUUGGCAGGGCAGCGAAGAGUGUCCUAAUGCUGAGUACAUCCAACACUCAGCCUGGUGUCAACGAGUCGGAUGCCAGGACCACUACUGCUGAGGCCGUGGUGGCGGCCGCCCGCACCGUGUGCGCCGGCCUCACUGACGACCAGCUGCUUGCCGCGCUCAAGCUCGCCUACGCCCAUGCCGGCCCCGCCCGCGCGCUCAGCCUGGCCGCCCUGGCCCGGCGCGGCUCGGCCAUGCUUGCCGCCACCGCCCACGCCGCGCUGCGGGAGGGCUGCGCGGUGGCUGAGAAGCGGCAGCUUCUGCUGGAGGUGCUGGGCGGCGACAGCGCCAUGACCUUGGGCCUCAAGGGCGCCCUGAUACAGCUGCAGCCGGGACCGUCUGCCGCCGCCACCCCCGCUUCUGAACCUGUCACCGCCGACUCCAGCACCCCUGAGACCGCCACCGCCGCCGCGGCCCCCACCGAAGCCACCCGGGGCACCUCGUGGUUCCGGCGGCGUGUGCAGCAGCUGUCUGCUGCCGAGCUCGACGGCCUCAUGGCGGAGGGCGGCUGGCUGGACCCCGUGAUGACGCGGCUGCGGACGGCGCUCAAGGCCAGCGGCUGGAUCGUCAUGAUGGCCACGGCCGCCAAGAUCAGCCCCACGCUGGUUGAGGUGCUGCGUCGCACGCCCUGCCCCGCCGCAGCGCCCAGGGAGCACACCGUGCAGGCAAUCGCACGACUGCUCGUGUCUAACGGCCUUGCUCGCGCUCAGGCGCACGUCUGGCCGCUGACUGCGCAACGCAUUCUGGGCCUGAUCCACGAGUACCAGCGGCUGCUGAAGGCGCCCGAGGAGCAGCUGGCCCGCCGCGGCCUGACCAAGCUGGAGCUGCAGCUGGAGUUGGUGUGCAACAUCCACAACGCUAGCCAUUCUCAGGACGUCAGCCGCACAGCACUGUCCAAGGCCGUUCGCAUCGCGGUCAGUGGCGGCAUCGUGCCGGCACCCGUGGUGACGGCCACGGCUCCAGCGGCUGGAGGGGUCAAGGUUGGGGUCGUGCUGCUGGCGGAGGCGGGCGCUGCGACGGCUGCGCCCGCUGCCGCAGCUGUGCACACGGAGGUGCCGGCUGCGGCGACCGUUGCGGCGACAGGCGAGUUGGCGGAGGCGGCUGGCACGGCUAUCGAGUCUGCGCCCGCGGCUGCACCGGAGCGGACGGUGCAGCCAGAUGUGCUGACGGCAGCGAGCCCUCGACAGGUUCAUGCGGAUGCGGCUGCUCUUGGCGCUGUUUAAGGGGCGUGCAGCACUACCGUACCUGAUCCAGGGGGUGCUUACAAGACCACAUGCUGUACCAUAGUUGUAAUCGUAUUAGCUGUGGGUCGCGGCGGGGAUGGUCAUGUGACUCAUGUCACUUAAGUGUGCAUUUUACAAGAAGGGGACAAGAUACCUUCCCUCGCAUGGGAAAGUUGGGCUGAGCCACGUAUCUACGGUAGUCUGAGGCCGCAAGCGUCUACCUCAUCAUCUCCCGGACAUAGCCGGGGUCGGUUCGUACAGGCACGGCCCGCCGUAACGUGUCCAGCCACG
Molecule: messenger RNA, 1989 nt
Organism: Chlamydomonas reinhardtii
Lineage: Eukaryota; Viridiplantae; Chlorophyta; Chlorophyceae; Chlamydomonadales; Chlamydomonadaceae
Exons: 5
Coding region: 217-1698 (493 amino acids)
Source: RefSeq, a predicted model, not a curated record